This is a messenger RNA of Hordeum vulgare subsp. vulgare (domesticated barley), 573 nucleotides long. RefSeq names its product protein CONSERVED IN THE GREEN LINEAGE AND DIATOMS 27, chloroplastic-like. NCBI's taxonomy places the organism in Eukaryota, Viridiplantae, Streptophyta, Magnoliopsida, Poales, Poaceae. The coding region runs from base 1 to 573 and encodes 190 amino acids. The record is from RefSeq and is a predicted model, not a curated record. The transcript has a single exon.
AUGGCCGCCUCGCCCUCCCUCCAUGCCCCUCGCCUCCUCCCGCUCCUCUCGAACCCCGCCCCGAGCCUCGUCAGGCCCCGGCGCUGGCCGCGGAGGAGCCUCACGACGAUGAAGGCACAGGCGGUGCCACCGUCGCGGAACGGCAGCUCGGCGGGGACGGACUGGUGCCCGAUGCCCCCGGAGCAGCGGCCUGUGAACGAGUACGAGGCGCUGGCCGCGUCACUGCCCUUCUCCUGGGCGGUGCGGGACCUGGUGCUCUACUGCUCCCGCCUCGCCUUCACGGGGGCCACCUUCGCGCUCUUCCUCGGCCUCCUCGUCGCGGCCUUCGGCGGCGCCGGCGGCGAUGCCAUGCACCUCGCGCUCGGGCCCACCGGCUCCGGCAUCCUCGUCGUCACGAUCGCCGUCGUGCGGAUGUACCUCGGCUGGUCCUACAUCGGGAACCGCACGCGCUGGCUGUCGCCGGUGGUGGAGGAUUUCUGUUCCAGAAUGGGAGGAGAUCGGGGGAAAGAACAACCUGAGACAUUCCCCCUGCAGUUGACUCCGACGUGGUACGCUGUGUUGACACCGUCAUGA